AUAGAGUGCGAGUGGAGGGAAAGAACCCAAGCAGGCUGGGGUCAGGGGAGAGAGAGUGCGUGGGUGUUUUUGUUUUGAGAUGGCAUGGUUUGAAAAAGAGAGAGGAGCGAGUCAGCCCGUCUGUCACUGGCAUGCUGAGUCUCUGGGCCCUGACGCCAGCACCGUUUCUCCUCUCCUCGUCCAGGCGACUGCCCCCCUCCUCUCCUCCUUCUCCAGCUCUGCCGUGCGCAGCUCUUCUCUCCUGCAGCUUUCGCAGCCCCAGCGCCUGCCUGCAAUCCACCCCCCGCUAUCUGAGUGUGAGUUGCUCUGUGGGUGGGGGGGGUGGGGGGUGCUGCCAGGGGCUCUGGUGCUGCUACAGCCAGCAGGAAACCAUCCAAAAGAAUACACACAGACACGAGUGGAGUAGCUUUUGUUGGUGAUGGGCAUCUGGCAUAUUCCAGUGGAUGAGAUUGAUCGCCCUGGCAGUUUUGCAUCUCGUAUGAACCGAUCCAUCGUCCUCUUGCUGGAGGUGCUGUCUCAGCUGAAGGACCACGACACACUGAUAAAAUUCUCUUUCAUGCUCCAGAGAACCCCUGACCAGGGAAAGAAGUAUUUGCGGGAUGUGGAUCGUCAGGUUUUGGCCCAGAGAGCAUUUUUCCUAGCUGUAAAAUUCCUGGAGGACAAUCUGAACAAACUCACAGGGGUGUCAGAGCAGCAUUCCAAAGUGCCUGCGCCCUCCAUGGGGGAAAUGACAACCGCGGACACGUCCAACAGGCCCAGUGCAGAGGACAGCAGUCAUGCACUGCAUAAGAAGCCUGAGCUCACUGAGGAACCCCAGGUCACUGCCCCAGGCCCUGACUCUGGGUCCCGGGAGACCCCUCAGACACAGCCAGCCCUGCUGGCCACAGACAGAAACAGGGGGGAUCAGCAGCAGAGAACUCCAUCUGGGAAGGUGGAGGCUGCUGUGGGAGAGUGGGCCAGAGCAGGGCCAGAGGAGCCCAUGGAGCUGGAUGCUGGCCACUGGGGGCGUCCCUCCAAGACCACAGACUCUCAGGGCAGACAACCAGACACUGAGUCUCCCAGAACUGUCCUGGUGCCUGGGGAGAAAGUGGUUGAGAGCAGCCACGCACCGGAGCUUUCUCUGGAGGACCUGAGCAUCAGCUCCAGACAGCAGCAACAGCAGCAGCUCCAGUGCCCGGUAGCUAAGGGCCCAGUGUUAGCCAGCGGAGCAGAGCAGGGACUAGCCCAGGGGGCGCUAUGCAGGCCCAGCAGGAAGAGGAAGCUCCUGGAUGACGUGGAGUCAGGCGAAACUCUUCUGCUGGAUGCCUACCGGGUGUGGCAGCAGGGCCAGAACGUCAUGACCUACGACCUGGGGCGCAUUGAGAAGAUCAUGUCAGAGACAUACAUGCUCAUCAAGCAGGUGGAUGAGGACGUGGCGCUGGACCAAGCCGUGAAGUUCUGCCAGAUACAGAUGGCCACGUCAGCACAACGACAGUCUGCCGGUGAUGCCCCGACAACAACCAAGUACACUAAGGAUAACCGCGACAUCUUCUUCCCUGCCUCUCUGCCAACCCCGGUCUUGCUCAGCCACACUGCCUGCCACCCUCUGUCCAUCCAGAUCCAGGACAGCCAAGCCAAACUCCAGUACGAGCCCCUGGGCAAGGUGCCCAGACCUCCAGCCAGCGGCUCCCACGAGCAGCGCCAGCACAGGAGAGCCCCCCUGCCCAUCCACCCUGCUUCAACUAUGGCCUUCAACCCCCAAACAGCCAGGUCAUGUGACGUGGUUGUUUCUCCAGAUGAACUUGAGGAGCCUGCAGAAGGACUGUCCUACAGACAGCAGGAGUCUCAUCUGUGCCAACAGAUGAAGCUGGCCACUGUGUCCCCAGGGCAGGAGGCUGCAGGCUGGCCCCAUGACGAGCCUGCUUCCUGUAGUACCACACAAACCUGCUUAGACCAGCAGCUGUAUGGCAGCAGUGAGCAGUCUAAAAUGUUGGACCCCAGUCGUGUGCGCUCCCGCAUCCCCCCCAACAUGCCAAAGCUCUUCAUCCCCUCCACCGUCACCAAGUUCCCCCGGAAAUUACGGUCACCCCGCCUACACCCACCCUGCUCUCCCCCAAAGGAAGUAUCUCUGAAGAAACCAAGCAGAGACUCAAGAAGGUGAUCCUGUCCUCCCAGUCGGCGGCCACAGUGAAGGAGACGCUGAGCCAGCCGGCCCUGGAGGUGCAGGAGACCUCCAGCCAGGAGUCCUCUCUGGAGAGUGAAUCAGACGAUGAGGAUGAGGAGGAUGAUUACAUGGACAUCUGAGCUACUGACCAGCUGUGCCCCCCCACCCCAUUGUCCCCUUCUCACAGCUACAAGAGUGAACAAACCCAGGCUGCUCAUUUGAGCUAGACCUGACUACCGCCAACCCUUCCACCUUGUCUUGAAACAAUGGAAUGGUACAUGUCACUGCAGCUAGUGUCUCUGUGUUGAUGCAGUUGGUCUAUCUUGUAUUGAAUGGGGAAAGGCUCUAGAAAGUCAAACUGUGGAUGACUGGGAUGUUUUUAGUUCAACAACAAUUUAGCAAAGUGCCAUUUUACACUCAUCACACCUGCCAGGUAGCCAAGGUCUCCAUAGUCUUUCACAUGAAAAUGGGAAAGGGUGUAGAAUGAUGAUCAACACUUACUGUAAGUUAAAUGGUCAGAAUUUGUGGAUUGUUGCUAUGCAGACAAAUUCUUAGCCUUCAAUGCAAUUGGCAUCCUUGGCUGUGAUUUAUGCAUCUUUCACAAGUAAUGGGGUCAAAAAUUCAGCCUGCUUUUACUAUAUUUCAACUGCAGCUACAUCCUUGUUGGUGGGAUGCAACAUCCCACACUGAGGUACUUCAACAUGAUAUGUGCCAUGGCAACAUACAACUGUUGCCAGCCAACGUUUGUCCAUACACAUUGAUAUAAGAACCUAAACUGCAAGAAACCCACAGUUGUAUGUUUCCUGUAUUUUCAUGGACACUGCGAUUUACUGAGGACCAUCAGCUGCAAACCAGGCUUUUAUAUGGGCCUCUUAACGCAAUGUUGAGGAACCUACUUCUCCAAAGUUAAUAACCUGUAGCAGAUUGGAUAUGUUUACACUUCCACGUGUGAUGUCUUUGAUUUGUCUUUUGUUUGUUCUAUUUUUGUACUCCACUGUAUUAUUUCAAGUCUCGUUUGAUUUUGUCCUUUGUUUCUGUGUGGAUUUGUAGCUUGGAGGAGUCUUUACCAGGAAGAGGUCUUGUCACCAGCAUUGCUCAGGAUAAUAGACAGAGAGAUGUUUUGGAUUAGCCUGAAUUAGCUUUUGUACAUCACACUUAAAACAUAUUUUCCAAUGAGGCAACUCUUAUAGGGUUUGGGUGUUUUUAUUUAGCAUUGGGGUCAAGUACAUCUCCAUUCUAGUCAAUUUAGGAAACAAAUUCAAUUUAACUUAAUCAGUUGUGCUUCAGUUUAUUAACUGAAUUCACUGGCAUUGUAAGGGAAGGUGUAGAUGUUCCUAAUUCAGGCAAAAUGCCUUCCCGAUGGAUCAGUUUUGGUAAAUAGGUUUAAAUUCAAAGUAAACUCGGAAUGGGGAUAGCUAGUCAGUUGUACAGAAGACAAUAUAAUGUUUUUUACAGAUUGUUUUCUAUAAAAAGGAUAUGUACUGUAUGUUUAUUGUCAAAAACAAGACUUUUUAAAAAGGAGGAAAUUAUGAAUUAAUAAUUGUAAAGGACACCGCCCAAACAAGUCUUGCUUGACUACCUGUAAAUGGAUGUUUGUAUUUUUUGGUGUAAAAUACUGUUUUGUAUUUCUACUGCUGAGCUUCUUAUGGGAAUAUAGAAUGGCUGAAAGGUGACUUUGGGUUCAAGGCUUUUCUUCUGCUCUUCAACCUUAGCUCAGGCUGGGGAGUUGUUGUUCUCUACAUAUUGACUUGCCACAUUAAAGAUGUCACAACAAAAAUAUACUUCAUACACUCA
This is a messenger RNA of Oncorhynchus tshawytscha (Chinook salmon), 3937 nucleotides long. RefSeq names its product calcineurin-binding protein cabin-1. Gene Ontology annotation, cellular component: nucleus. NCBI's taxonomy places the organism in Eukaryota, Metazoa, Chordata, Actinopteri, Salmoniformes, Salmonidae. The record is from RefSeq and is a predicted model, not a curated record. Gene Ontology annotation, molecular function: nucleosome binding. Gene Ontology annotation, biological process: chromatin organization. The transcript is spliced from 9 exons. The coding region runs from base 419 to 2140 and encodes 573 amino acids.